Messenger RNA from Clonostachys byssicola, 696 nucleotides. The record is from the annotation of a GenBank genome assembly. NCBI's taxonomy places the organism in Eukaryota, Fungi, Ascomycota, Sordariomycetes, Hypocreales, Bionectriaceae.
AUGGCUCCCCGCACUCUUGACACCAUUAAGAAGGAGCACAAGACUGCUCACCGCCGCCACCGCAGUCGUCCCUCGCAGACCGACAUCAUUGACUCCCUCGAUACUGUCGGUGGAGCUUACCACCACAGUGGUCCUUUUGAUGCCGCUUCCGCCAGCAUGAACACCCACAAGAAGUACUCGCCCCUCGAGGCCGUCCGUGACUCCAACAUGGAGGCCCUCAAGGCAACCCCUCCGGAAUAUAUCAAGGACUCCCUUGAGAGAAAUCUACCCCUCCAGGGCACCGCUACCAUCCCCAGUGGCUACACAGACCUCUCAGGCAAUGUCAUGCAAUAUGAGGAGGGCACCGAUAUGAUGCGUGACCCUUCUGCCGGGGGUGGUGCUUACAAGCGAUGGGACGGAAUUUCUCCGUUCAUGCAUGACCAUGCUAACCACUAUGACGUCCAGACAUACCACCCUGACGACCUCAAGGGCAAGGGUCCCGAGUUCGAAUACGAGCGCGACCUCAAGCUCAAGAAGGCCCAAGGACAGGAGGAGGGUGUUGAGAUGCUCCCCCAGCGCUCCAGCCACAACUUCCGCAAUGGCGACGACCGUGCCACCUCUGCCGUUGACGGCAUCUCCACUGGCCGACGGGUCGCCGAUGGUGUUAAACGCCGCCUUGGUGGCCUGUCACGAAAGAGAGAUGUGCUCGUCAACUAA